Xyrichtys novacula (pearly razorfish) is the source of this 24037-nucleotide messenger RNA. NCBI's taxonomy places the organism in Eukaryota, Metazoa, Chordata, Actinopteri, Labriformes, Labridae. The record is from the annotation of a GenBank genome assembly.
UUGUUGUUCCACUUGUGUUUAAUACUUGUGCAAUUUAACAAGAUUACACAACAGUACUUGGUAGAGACUUCUGAUACCACAGGUUGAAGCCAAGAAGCCGUAAGCCAUGACCGAACGUAACAGUAACUGACAGAGUAUUACAGUUCAAAAUCAAUACAGAAGUAAGCUUUCGGAUCGCUCAGAACAACAAAAAUAAAACUACAAUAAUUGUUUUAAGUAACGCUUAUAUAAGAAACUAAAUGCCUUUUUUCUUUUUUUACUUCAGUAUCAUAUCACUGCCUUUGAUAAAAAGGUUGUCUUAGUGAUUAUUGUAGUCCAUGUUUUCAACAGUGCAUUUUUACAACUUCAUAACACAUAAUCUAGAAAAAGAGAGAAAAUACAAUGAUAUUCUUACAUGUUAGUGCAUAAAAUGAAAAGUAAGCAUGCUGUCAGUUAACAUAUAAAGUAUAAGUACAUUGUAAAAAAUAAAAACUUCAUCAAAAAAAUCAGCUGCUGGUCAUUUUAAAGCAGAAUUACACUUCAUUUUGUCAUUUCUCACAUAGACAUUGCAGGACACAGUUGAAGUCAUGCCUCUGGAAUACAUUCAGCUAAAUGUUUGUGAUUCUUUUUCUUAGCUGUUAAACUUGCAAAAGACUGACACAGGUUAUCCACAGGAAGCAGCGUCUCCACAGGUUAAUGGCGUUCUCAUCCAGUGAGAACUAAAUGAGUCACAUAAAGGCUGAAGAAAACAACAGAAGCUGCAUAAAAUAAAAUAAAAUAAAAUAAAAAUGAACCAUAUGUUCAAAUAGGCACAGAUGUCUUUUUCAGUAUUUUGGCUGUUGGUGUUUUGAAGAAUUUAUUUAGCUUUCAAUUAAAAAUCCUCUACAUCUGCUGUAGUGCAAGAACAUAAGAGUUAUACAGUAUGUACGCCUCCUCCUACAUAUUUUACUCUAGUUUGCAUAACCCUGUAUCUUAUUUGCAUGAAAAGUCCUCAUUGUGUUUGACAACUAACCAGGGAAAAGUUCCCAACAUUCUGGGAGAGCUUCUCCUGAUCAUACCAAGACCUGGAAUUAACCGCACUAAGUCACCACAUGUACAAAUAUAACACUAAUAAGACUUUUUAAGAGCUUAAAAAGGUAAAAAGUUAUAUUUUUUCUGACUUCAGUAAGGCCUCAUUUUCCUUCUUCAUCCAGCAUCUUUAAAACUUCACAUUUUUAAAUGUUUCUUCUGCUCCAGCCACAGUCUUUGUCCUGAAUAGGCUUUAUGUUUGGACAAUGCAGUUUACAGAUAAUGUAGGAACAAACAUAAAAAGACAUUAUGCCUGCGUUUCAGAGAUUUGGCAGAUCUCUCAAGCACCAACAGCUACACUUUUCCUCUUCCCCCAGUGCAGGUGUCUGAAGAUGGAGUCAAACACUGACACUGUGUAACGUGCAAACAGGCUGGUCCACUUUACUGCCUCCACAAUCCACUGUGCAGUGCGCCCAACAAACGCCACAAACACUGUGGUGUAGUGUGCCAGCAGCAGCAGGCUCCUGCCAAGCUGUCUGCCCUGGUUGAUGAUGAGGUUGACUCUUUGGUCAUGUCCCGCCAUUUUACAACGUCAAAGAGAUUUCUUCCAGAUGCAGAAAUUAAAAUGUGUUUGUUUGGCUUAAGGGAUCAUUUUUCGUUUCUAGGAUGUGAAUCUUUAUGCAGAUCCUCCCUAGGCAAGAGCAGACGCCUUGAAAUUUGUGGACGGUCCCUUAGAUACGCCGAUCCCAGUUGUCCAAUCAGAGCAGAGGAAGUUUUGUUUCCGGGAAUGUUUGGUGAUGUGGCUAUGCUCUGACAUCCAUCCGAGGAAAUAUACCAAAUAAAAAGCUUUAUCUGGGAAGCACUCUUACGGGUGAGUCAAACGUCCUUUCCAUUAAAGAAUACACCUGUUAUUUGGCUGCAUGAAAGCGCUGUCAUGCACGAAGAAGACAAACUCCACGGAGCAGGUUUGCGGGAAUCCGCUCUUAUUUAGAGUCCUGAGCGUUAGCUAGCUGAGCAGCUUUAGCACACUUACUGUAUGAUGGCAACUACAGGCAGAGUAAACAAACGGACGUUUUCACCGAGUAUCCCGUCCACGACACCGAUUCUUGCUCUUCAAACGUGUCUAUUGUCCUCUAGGAACAUCGCUGUCCGACCGCUUGAAAAGUUUGCCGUCCAUUUUCGCGUUAGCUAGCUUUAAUCUUUGCUGUUCACAAAAAGAGUGACGCAGCCGCAGUGGAGUGUUUCAACGAGUUCGGGGGAAGUCGGUUCCGUCCGGUUCAGAUCGGGACGGGGAGGCUGGGGGGCGUCUGACAAUGUGUUGCUUAGUAACAAGGGGGAACGUGAGAUAGGAGAAGCUAAUUCAUUUGAGCACGACAGAGUUAAAUAUCCUGCAUUGAGUCGACAUGUCAUUUACAGCUAGCCGACAUAUCGAACAAGUUAACGCUCUGUGGAGUUUGUGAAAUUAGUUUUCAACUUUUUGAACAUAGAUAUGACAUUCUAUUUGAUUUUGGAAGUGGUUUCUCCUGAAGCUGCUGCCGUUUUGGCCAGGCCCCCCUUGAAAAAGACUGACCUGGUUAAAUAAAGGUUAGAUAAAUAAAUUAAAAAUAAAACUGGUUAUUGUUCGACCCAUAAAGUGCAAUACAUAGGAAAUAACGUACUAGACAGUCACCUUAAACCAAAGAUAAUCCCACCACAUUAUUGUCCAAUCCUAUGUACACAAAUAAGGUGCAACGCCUUAAAAGUAAAGGGCAAGUACACACAGUUUUCAGUGUGUAGUGGAUAUACAACGGUUAAUACAUCGACUGCAACUUCACUGCAUUACUAAAUGAACCACAAAUUUAUACAACAAGAACAUUAAAUGGCUUAUAAAAUAAAAUCAAUUCUCAUAAGUAUUAUGAUUUUUUUUGUUUUACAAUUUAUAAAGUAAGUAAACUUUAUUUGUACAGCACUUUUCACAGACAAAAAAGUCACAAAGUGCUUCGCAUAGAGAAAAAUAAAAAUGACAUACAAAUAAAAAGGCCAAGACAACGACAUUAAACAGUCAUAGCAGCCCCAAAACAAUGAAACAAAAGCCUGAGCAAAUAAAUAAGUUUUGAAUUGGCUUUUAAAGGAGUCAACAGAGUCAAUUAAGUGCACUGAGAGAGGAAGAUCAUUCCAAUAAAUAGAUUUUUAUGUUCAAAAAUCGAUUUUUUGUCAAAUUUAAGAGUACAUCUUAAAAACUGACUUACAUGUGAUGUGUAUUUUUUUGGGAAAUACGGUUCCUGGAAUAGUCAGUAGACGGUCAUAAUUAUUCAGUCCCAGCCCUAGAGGACAUCAACAAAAGCCUUUAAACAAAGCUUGUAUAGCGUCAUCGUUUGCAAACAGAAAACGUCUUGAGCAAGUGCAGCACAUACUUUGUUGAUAUAUCAGGCGUAAGUAGUGCUAGUUGAGCCUCUAAUUUUUAACUUUUCUCCCUCACAGUGCCAUCCUUAUGUUAAGCCGUCUGGCCACCGUCCUCCAGGAGCUCUCUGGAGAGGAGGGCCCAGAUGGAGACUCACAGGUGAGUGCGCAUAAAUUGGAGUAAAUUAUAAAAAAAAAGGGUUUUGUGACUGGAGCUUAAAACUCAACCUUUAAAAAAUCAGCAGCAGAUUUUAAACACGGUCUGGUUUCAAAGUCUUUAGAUGUUUGUUCCCUCACUUGGAGCAGCAAUUUGGAGCAAAGGGAUAGGAAAGGUUGGCUGUUUCAUGUUUUAAAAAUAAAGAUGGAAAACUUCUAAAGGCUCCCUCUCUGUGCAGAAAUAGGUCAAAGAUAGCUGAAUCUGCCAAGUUGUGCAAGCAUGUAACUCCAGGUAUAAAUAAAAUACAAGUUAAUGGCUGAAAAUAUUAUACAAGCAUGAAUCAACAUUGUUUCAAACUCAAGGUUUAUGGCAAAAAUUUGACUCCUCUUGCCCAAACCAAAAAUGACUCGGAUGACAAAGAGAGUUGUUUUCUUAGUUAAGUUUACUGACCAUGACCAAUAAAUCAACUCUUCCUGUUUCCUCAAACAGGGUAUGUUGGUGCCUCAGCUUCCUGCUGGUGAGGGCCAGGCCUCAGCUGAGUCUGAGGUACCUGAGGAGGCCGUGGAGAGGUUGGCUCACCUCGAACAGCUGGUGGUCCAGCUGAAGGAGCUCAUCCGGGACAAAGACACUCAGUUAAUUCAAAAGGAUGCUGAACUGUCAAACAAAGAUGUACAGCUCAAGGUAAACAGCCUCUGUUAGAGUUUGCUAUGACCGCUACAAAACCAGUUACUAAUUUGUUAGAUGCAAAUGCCUUUUUUUUUUUUGUUGCUUUUUUUUUGCGCAGAGUGAGAAGGAAGAAGCGGAAGCUCGCUUCACCAAACUCAAACUGCAGGCCAAAGCAAAGAUGGCUUCACUCAACAAACAGAUAGCAAAUCUGAAAGGACAAGGAGGAGAACCAACAGUAAGUUUGAAUGAUGGAAAACAGUCUGUGCUGUGACUGAUGGAUUAUUUCAAAUCACUCUCAGUUUGACUUCUGAGACAAAGAUACAUCCGUCCUUAACCAUGAGUGAUCAGUGUCUGGAUCAUCUGUGUGUCUCCUCAGAGUCCAGACAGCUCUUUUACAGGAGCUGGCGCUGCAGUCGAGGAGGAGCUCCAGGACCUGAAGAAGAAGCUGAGCGUGGAGGAAGCGAAAAGCAGAGAGCUUCAGGAGAGACUGCAGACCACAGAACAGGCCCUUCAAGACAAAGAGUCCAUGCAUGCAGAGCAGGUGAGAAGACUGUGUUUAAACUGCAUCUAGACCAACUGCUGACAAAAGACAAAAGUAAAAAUUGUAUGCAGGACCUUCGUCAGAGUAAUGAUUUGUGUUUCUCUUUUCCAGCUGAAGAAGCUGCAGGUUGUGGUGUGUGAGAAGGAUGUGCGUUUUCAGGAGCAGGUCCAGAAACAUGAAGAGGAGCUGCUGAGGGUCUCAUCACAGCAGAACAAUGAUGGCGAACUCCAGCAGGUAGAAGAUCCAGGAGCAUCUGACAUGACUGAUGAUGUAUAAAUGCUGUAGUUUCUUUGCAAGGAUGGCUAAAUGUGAAUAGAAGUGCAAAGUUUGACUACAUUUUACCAAAGCAGAAGACAAGGAGGGUCCCAACUGAGUCAUGAUACGCACAAGGGCCAAUUAUGGAAAAAGCCUGAUUUCCCAGCCAGAGCAACUCUAAAUACAAACAGCUUAGUGUUGUUUGUUACACCAUAAACCCUCAAAUAAAGACCGGCAUUCAAUUUGUGUCUGGACCCCUUAGUAAGACCAAGAUUACAUCCUUAUUAAGUUAAUAUAGACUGGCUCCAUUUAUUCACACUUUCAUAUUUCUAUCAUAGAGGUAGAAUGAAAUGAACAUUCUCAAUGAACACAAAGCAGUUGUGUCGAAAUCAGUCCAAUGAAGCAGAAAAAGUGCAGCCAAAAUUUCCAAAGAAGGAAGACAAUGAAAGUUUUUGGCGGAGAUUGUCUUGUUCACGUGAGGAUGUGUGAAAUUUAACACCUGGACACUGAUUUCCAAAUACACAUUCAGCCUGAGGUGAUCGAUUGGACGAGAGAGAGCUGUCACAGUUCAUCAUGACAGACAUCAUAGAUAUAUAUAUGUGCUGAGAAACACCAGACUAGAUGAUCAAAAGCCCAGGUUGACUGUAAUUUGUUAAUUCGUUAUGUAUUUGAUAACUGAGCUCCCUCAUGUCGUGGUUGAAGUGUGUUAACAUGUUAUUUAAAAGCUCUGACAUGAUCAUGUACUGAGGAAUGAUAUAUUUUUGAUAAUAGAAGGAUAAAAUCAAUUUACAAAUACAAAGGUUUCAUUCUCAUACAAGUCUGCCUUAAAUAAAUACCUGCCACCUUCUGCAGUAAAAACAAAUAGAGGCCCCAGUUUAUAUUUUGGUAUUUAUAGUAUGUACAGUUUGUGUCAUAUCUUGUUUUGUGCGACGACUUGUUGCUUGAACUAGCUUACUAACUAGCUAAAAUAAUUGGAGUUUGCCUCUAUUUUUCUUUAUGGGCUAAACUGACAAAGUGUGUUAGUUUAUGAACCAUCUUGAAGAGGAUAAAACAACCACAACUAAAAGAUAAACCAAAAGUUCAUGAGGUCUUUUCUCUCCUUGUUGUUCCCUCUCUCAGGCUCUACAUGUGGCACAGCGGCGAUGUGAGGAGCUCGAGGAGGCCUUAAACUCUCGAGCCCAAGUCCUGGAAAUGCUGCAGCAAGAAGUGAGCAGCGCUGAUCAGCAGAAACAGGUAGAGAUCCUGUUGUUCUGGAUGCCAUUUAACAAGUGUGUUUACUCAGACUUUGGGAGAUAUUUACAGAUGCUCGGAUGAAUACUUUUCCUGCUUGAUGAAAAGACAACUCCUCAAACAGGCACACCCCGCAGCUCCUCACCAUGUCAUCAUUAGGCAUUGUUUGGAUGAGCCACAUAGCACACACCCACUUAUGUCCUCCUUCCCUUUCUCUUUCUACUCAGAUUUUGACAGCUCAGUUCCGGCAGAUGGAGCAGGAGCUUUCUGAGGCCGUCAGGCAGAGGGAGGAGGAGAGGCAGCAGUGGGCCCAACAAGCGAGCAGGACCGAUGCAGAACUCGCAUCCCUCCGAAGCAGCCUGGAGGCCCUGGAGAGAACAAACAUUGAGGUAGAGAGGCAGCACAGCGAACUGGCUUCACUGAGGGAGGCGGAGCUUGUGAGUCAGGAAGCUCUGGGGAGGGAGAAGAUGGAAGUUGCCAGGUUGGAGAGAGAGCUGGCUCUGAUGAAGGAGGCUGAGCUUGUGAGCCGAGAUGCUUCAGAGAGGGAGAGAGCUGAAAUAAUUCGGCUCGAAAGCGAACUUUCAUCCUUGAGAGAGGCGGGCGACAGUCUCAGCCAGGAGAAGUCAGAGGUGGAGAAGCUCGAGCGAGAGUUGGCUUCACUGAAGGAGGAACACGGCGAUGCCCUGAAGAAGAGCGGAAUCUUGGCCGAAAUCUGGAAACAUCUACGAUCUUUAUCUGAGGAAGAUGUUCAAGCAGCAGAAGAAGAAACCUCCAUCCCUGCUGACCUCUCCAUGUUCAUGGACACGAUGCGCUCCAUUGAGAUGCAACUGAUGAAGCUGAAAGACGAAUGCAGCGAGAGUGAGAAGCAGCGCGCGGAGCUCACCCACACCAUGGAAACCCUUCAGGGUAGGAAAGAUAUCAGGUUGUUUCUGUUAACAUCAGCGUUUUAAUGCCAGAACUGCAGCAUGUCAUCAGAUAUUUGAAUAUUAAUCUGUGAUUUUCAGAACAACUUGAUAGAAAAACCACAGAGCAGGAGGAAACCACAGACAGGAUCCAAGAACUGGAGCAACAGAUUGUUACAGUGAGUAUCAAUAAUCUGAAAACACAUGGUUUAGAAUAUUAAACAACAUGUUAUAAUGUUUUAGUCACAGGAACCUUGAAUAAACUAUACUGCUAUAAGGAAAACAGUCUAUUUAAAGGGUUACAAAAAUCUGUCUCAUGUAUUCAAGUGGGUCAUGUGAGGAUUCAGGUCAUUUGAUCUGUUUGUCUUUAUUGAUUGAGCUGAAGAGAGACGGGGGAACACUCAAAUUUAGACGUGAGUCAAGUUCACAAAGUCAUUCAAGUUUAGUGUCUCACAGACCUGUGGAUCAGUCCUCACUACUCCUGUUGUCAUAAUUGGUGAUACAGCUUAUAAUUGUUCAUCUGCCUCCAGAGUUGGUGUCUCUUUUUAUUUAGUAUCACUUAAAGAGGUGGAAUUAUGUAUUUUUCUUGUCUGACAAAUAAAAUAUAAACUGAAGUAAAGAGGACAAAUGUUCAGAUUCGAGGCAAACUUUAAGAUUAGAUUUCAGGUGAGACUGCAGGCUGCAGCUUCAAAAUGUCUCACAAGCACUAAGCAAGAUCUUACAUGAGAGUUGCUGAGUUUGUUACGUCACUAGUCGAUGACUCCCCCCAAAAGUGCUUGAUAAGCAAAACCUUGAUCCGUCCCUUUCCAAACUCCAGGUCAGAUUUGGUGACCAAAACAUGUUGCUACAUUCAGUAAUUUGUCAUUUUAAAUUAAACAAAGACACCAGGGUUAGUUUAAUAUGUCAACUUUGUAGCAUGGCAACAGCAGAGGAGGCCUCUAGAGUGUUUUAAGGGCCUCAAAGAGACAGCUGCUAAAUGAAGUUUUUCAUGUAGAAGCUUAAAUAAAGGUUUUCAAAGACACUGAUUUGAUAUAAGAAUUUUCAGAGCUGCCAAAGUAUUGAUUUCAUCAUCUAAUUGCACAACACUGUUAAAAAAAUAGUUAAAUUAUGUACUUCUUCUGUUCUGUUACUUUUGAAGAGACCGCACUGUUACAUGGGACAACCGUUGUAAAGAUAUUUACUUUUCCCACUCAGAACAGCUGAAUAGAGACAGAAGCAUAAGGAGAGGAGAGAGGGAGAUGACAUGCAGCAAACCAGAGGACUGAAGUUUCUCUUCACUUGUAGACUUGUACACUCCUCUUUAAAUAUAAUAAUAGAAGACAGAAUUUUAAAAAAUAAAGAUUUUAUAGCAACACAACUUUAAGUUUUACAUAUAUGACUUGCUUUUUCGUGUUUAGGAUGAUGGUGUUGUAUCCGUAUGUUGAACCCUAUUGAACCAAAGUCACCUCAGCCAUCCACUAUAAUCACUCUUCUUUAGAGACCUGCACAGACAUUUGUUCCUUUCCCAACUCAUGACACAUUACUGCAAAGAAUUGCAGAGAGGGUUUUAAAAUAACAGGAACAAGUUUCUGCUCCGUUUUCUGCUCAACAUCAGAUGUUAGCAGCUUGUUGUUUUUUUGUUUUUUUCAGAUGUAAACUUCAAAAGGGAAUCUGAAAUAAGCUCAGUGAUACUUUGACAGUUUUAUCGUCUCUCUGAAGCUUUAAUGUCAAAGUUUGGUGGUGCCUUUGUAAAGAGUUUCUGUUAUGCUGCGUCUCUGUUUAUAUGAUUAAAAGGUGUUGAAAUUUAAGAUGAAUGCCUGGAAGCUUAGUAUAAGCUGAGGUGCAAGAAGUUCACACAGUUCUGUCUACACAUGGAGACAAGCAUGUCAUGUGCACUUUUCCCCUUUCGCUUAAAGUUUGCAGAGUUAACUUUUGAGUGGUGACUCGUCUUAUCCUCUUCACCUAGUCCUGGGACUCACUGGUGUUUGUCCCUGUCAUGUAAGUCAGUCUCAGAGGAGACUGGGUCACAGAGAGACAAUACUCGCACUCAGUGAAAGGAAGCGUGUCUAAUCCGCCCUGUGCUGAUCCACUGUUAUGACCGACUGUCUCAGCACAUUCACCUGCAUGGUUAGGGGAAGGUCAGCUGCUGAUUUGAACUGGGAGAGCAAUCAUACAAGAUCAUAUUUAGCUUUUAUAAGUGUUGUCUCUCUUCGUCUAAACAAAACCCCUCUUGUUAACAAUCAAUCUUACUUGUUUCUGUGUGAUUCAGAUGUCAGAGAGAGUGGACGUGACUGAACAACCAUCACAGGAUUCAUCUGAAGCAAAAACAGGUACAAAAAAGUCACAUGUUGGUCGCCCCCCUAAAAACAGUUGUUUGUUGUGUUGAAGCAAAAUCUGAUUAAGUGGUGGAGACUGUUUACUUGUCUGCCCUGCCAAAGCAAAUAAAAGGACUUUAUGAAGUGUAGAAGGAUAUUUUGUUUAGCAGUGGAGAUAAAGUUGCAGCCACAACUACGUAAUUUUUACUGAAUGUAGCAGUGAUGACAGAAACAUCAAUACUGCAUGAGACAGAGGUGGAUUUAUUUGUAUUUUGAGUAUUUAUAUCAUUGGCUAUAUGGCUACUGUAUUUUUCGCACUAUAAGGCGCACCUGAUUAUAAGACGCACCAUCAAUGAACGUGUCUAUUUUCCUACAUAAGGUGCACCGGAUAAUAAGAUGCACCUGAUUAUAAAGCGCAUUAAUCCAAACAAAACAGUCAGAUGAGUCAAACUUGAUUUAACUCAUUCAAUAACUCCGCGAGGCUACGGUAGCUGCAGUGCUCCGACAAACCAAAAGGAUUUUAAGUGCGCCUUAUAGUGCAAAAAAUACAGUACAUUGACAGAGGUUGAGUGGUUGCCAAAUUUUAGUCACACAUUUACUUUUUCCACUUUUUAAAUGACUUUUUUUUGGUGUUUUAUAUUAUGAAGUGUAGAGUGAAUGAUUUUGAUUUUUGGACUUCUAGCCAAACCAAACAAGGUAACAGAGUGAAAGACAAAUGUAACAUUCACAAGAAUAUCUGUUUUUUGCCCAGUGUUGCAUUAAUAUAAAAAGAGCCUCUGCAGCCCUACAAAGUUGUUCUGAUAAGAGAAGUCCUCAUGAAGUUUUGUCAGAAAAUGAGUUUAAAAAGUUCUGCUUCGAAAAGCGUUCCUUGCAGCACACUCUCUGUAAAGGAGUUUGUUUUUAAUGGACUGAAACUGAAGCUGUUGCUGCUUCUGUCAUUAACAUGUUAAAAACGAAAUGUUUUUCUACAUUUCCUCUAAGUUUGCGUUUCCUGAUUCCUCUCUCCUUUUUCGAUGUCCACAGAGCGCGUACUAGAGCUGGAGCAACAGCUGCUCGAAAAGGACAGCAAGCUCACUGCUCUGCAGGAGUCUCUCAGACUGGCUCAAGAGCACAGCUCCACUCAGACGAUCUCAUGUGAAAAAUGUGAUCACACUCCAGCUCAGGUUCAGGGUGUCCCCCAUGACGGUUCUGCCACCCUCCCUGACUUUACCGAGGAUCCACAGGAGGAGGAGACAACCUUAGUGGCAGAGGACACCUCAGUCCUCUCCAUCUCUGCUGAUAAUGAGAGCAGCCCAGAGCUCAUUGGACACCAGUCUGACUCCCCAGAGGAAUCCAAAGGGACUUCUUCAGAUGAGAUGGUUGCUAGUAGUGACUCAGAGGUGGCUCACAGCAGCUGGACCCUGCUGGAGGCUGUGAACCAAGAUGGAGGUCAGGAAUGGCCCUCCGUCCUGCAGGACUUUGGCCAGCUGCAGCUGCAGUCCUGGGAGGCGACAAGCAUGGAGUCAGAAACCUCCACGGUUCAGGUCGAGUCCUCGUCUAUCAUCAUCAGAGAGACGGUCCAAGUCAAUCUGUCUCAGCAAAGCUCUCUCAUGACAGAAGGUGGCGGAUCCUCUGGGCAGGUCUUUGCUCAGAUCUUAGCUGAGGAACUCCAGAAGAGGUACAGCGAGCUUUUGGCUGAACUCCAGAGACUCAGAGACUCUGUAGCUGAAUCACAGGAGAAAAUCCAGACCCUGGAAGAAGACACGCAAUCCCUUACUGCUGCGAAAGAAGAGGCGGAGACCCAGAGUAAGAGUUUUGCUGAAGAACUAAAGUCUGCGAGAGAGGAAGUGGACAGACUCUCUCAGGACAGCAGCUCAGGGACGGAGAAACACAGCGUUGAAAUGCAGCUCCUGGAAGAACAGAUCGAAAUUUUACAAACCGACAAGGAAACCAAAGAGGAGAAGAUCCAGGCCCUGCAGGCUGAUCUGGAAACGGCUCAGCAAGCUUUCACAGAGCAGGAGGGUCAGGUCAGGAUGCUGAACGCUCAGCUGGAGGACAGGGAGCUCCUCACAUCGGAGCUCGAAAAGAAGCUCCAGGAGAUGGAGACCAGCAUGCUGGAAUACUGUCAGACAUCCGAGAUAAACAACGACACAUUGUCAAAGAAGGACUCUGAGAUCAGCGAGCUCCACCUCCAACUCAGCCAGAAAGAGCAGGAGAUGACGGAGCUGAACGACAGCAUGUCAGCCAAACUCCUCCAAGCUGAGGAGGAGAAGUUCCAGAUCGACGGGGAGGUCAGUAAACUGAAGGAGCAGAUAGUGGAGCUGGAGAAACAGAGAGGAAGUCAUGAAGAGUCGGCAACUGAUGAAAGUGAUGAACUUGUUAGUCUGAGAAAGGAGAAAGGAGCGCUGGAAACCCAACUCGCAGCGACAAAGAGGAAGCUGCAGGCCGCUCUGGUGCAACGCAAAGAGCUUUUGAAGAAGGUCGCUAAUUUUGAGGAGAAACAGAAAGAGGGAGGUCAAACAGCAAAGGAGGAAACUCCGGUAGAAGCGGAGCAACUAAGAGGACAUGAGAUUCAGGAAAUGGAGACUAAAAUCGUCACAUUAGAGCAAGCUUUAAGAUCUAAAGAAGAGGCUUUUGAAGCUCUGGAGCAGAAGGUCAGUCAUCAGGAUCAGGUUCUUGCAGAGACGGUCGCUCUGAAUAAAAGGUUAAGUGAAGACGCUGAAAGAUCUCAGGAGGUCUCUUCUGAAACCACUGCGCUACAGUCUCAGGUGACCUCUCUUGAAGCUGAGUGUGAAUCCCUCCAGAAGAAAGUCCAAGAGGCCCAAGAAUCUCGCAAGGAGACCAUCCGCAAAGCAAAAGAAAAAGAUCGGCACCACCGUGAGCAGCUGAAGCAGCAGAAAGAAGAAUACACCGAGCUGUUUGAGCGCUUUGAGGCGCAGAGUGGCGAGCGGGAAGUCCUUCAGACUAAACUGAGGGACUUGGAAGAAAAAGCGGGCGCCGAAAAGGAAGAUCAGUCACCAAAAGAGACCAGGAAGGCGGCUGAGAUUCUGGAAAAGCAAACCACAGGGGAUUGGGUCCAGGAGGAUUGGGUGGAUUUUGCUUCAUCUGAGACGUAUUCAUCGCCGCCACAGUUAAGUGAUCCAGCUCAACAACCUGUGGAGCAGCCUGAGGUUCUCCCUGCACCUGUGGAGGAGUCUCUGAGAGCUCUCCAAGCAGAGAUCCAGACUGUGAAGAUCGCGAACACGGAACUGGAGAAGCAGCUUCAGGAAACUCAGGUCAGUUUGUCACAGAAAGAGGCCGAAUCUCUCGAACUUGGCAAAGAGCUGCAAGCUUUAAGAGAAAAGGACCGACAGAUCGACGCACUUUCAGAGGAGAUUAUCGAUCUCAAAGAAAAGUACCACCAAGCCGAGUCUUACGCUGAAACCCUGAAAGCUGAGAUGGGAGCAGCAGCCGAAGCCGCGUCUGCAGAUUCCGCAUCCUCCAUCGCUGCCCUCCAGGCUGAAGUGCAGGACUUCAAGCAGUUCCUCGACAACAAGAACCGUGAGAUCGCAGAGCUGAGUCAGCAGCUGAGAGAGCAGAACUCGCUCAUAAGCUCGAUGCAGGACACCGUGUCCGAGAAGGAUCAGCUGAUUUCUUCUUUACAGGAAGAGCUGAAGGCAGAGCAAGAGAAGAGCCAGAGGUUGGAGGUCGAGGUUCCACAGAAGCAAGAGGAAGAAAAAGACAGCGAGGAGAAGAUCCAGCAGCUCCAACGGAAACUCCAGGCCGCUCUCAUCUCUCGCAAAGACGCCUUGAAGGAAAACAAAACCCAGAAGGAGCAGCUGGCGUCGGCUGAAAAAGUCAAGGCCGAGCUGCGGGAGAAAGUGGACUCGGCAGAAGAUGAGCUGGAGAAGCUGAGGGCGGAAAGAGCCCGACUGAUCGAGGAGGUCGACCGGACGUUACUGGAGAACCAAAGCCUGGGCUCGUCCUGCGAGAGCCUCAAACUGGCCAUGGAGGGCGUACUGAGCGAGAAGGAAGCCUGCAAGAGAGACGCGGAGGUGGCGAAAGAGGAGGCCGCCAGAGUGUGCCGAGAAUGGGAGGAGAAGGUUCAGGGCAUGAAGGAGGAAUACGAAACUCUACUCAAGUCCUAUGAAAACGUGAGCGACGAGGCGGAGCGAGUGAGGCGGGUCCUGGAAGCCGCGAGGCAGGAGAGGCAGGAGCUCGCGGCGAAGGUGAGAACGCACGAAGCGGCGAGGCAGGACGCCGAAAGACAAGCAGAGGAGGCGCAGAAAGAGGUGGAUACAGUGAAGGACAAAAUGAGGAAGUUCGCCAAAACAAAGCAGCAGAAAAUCCUGGAGUUAGAGGAGGAGAACGACAAACUGAGGGAGAUGCAGGAAAAGGGCGGAGCAAAACGAGAAAGCAGGACUCUGAACGCACAGGUUCAAAGUCUUCAAGACGAGCUGGGGGCGUUGAAAGCCGAGCUGGACUCCGCUGUGGCAGAAAGAGACGCUUUAGGUCGUCAGAUGGAGGAGCUGAGGGAACAACUUUCACAGGAAAAAGAGAAAGAGGACACCGCUUCUGAGAGCGCUGCUGCUGUUCUUGAAGAAGUUGUUACCGCCCAACAAUCAGAUGUGAUCAUGACCAAAGCUGAGCCCACUGAGAGUCAGAAUGAGGACAAAGAGAAACCUUUAGUCCUUGAGGAGACCCCAGAGGAACCAGGAGAAGCAGAGGGAGCAUCAGAAGAACCUUCAGAAAACACAGAAACGACUGAGAGCGUUCAGGAAGAAGUGAGGACGAGUGUUAAAGCUUCAGUGGAGGAUAAAAUGAGGGAGAUGGAGUCCGCUGUGAAUGCUGAACGGGAGCUGUGGCGUGAGCAGGAGGCUAACCUCAGAGCUGAUCUGGCCUCUCUGGAGCGAGAUCUUCAGGAAAGCAGAGAGAAGGAAAGCCUCCUGGCCUCUUUGGAAACACGCCUUCAAGAGGGCAAAGAGAGAGAGAAGAGCCUGAUUGACGACGGCACAAAGAGGGAAGCUCAGUUCAAGGAGCUCCUGAAGAGCCUCGAGGCCGAGAAAGACAACCUGGAGGAGCGUCUGAUGAACCAGCUCGCCCAGCUCAACGGGAGCAUCGCCGCUUACCAGCAAGAAGCGGCAGAUUACCGGGAGAACCUCGCAGAUCUGCAGCGGGAGGUGGAGAGGUUAGAGAGGGAGCGAGGCGAACUGGAAGCCGAGGCUCGGAGUGAGAGAGACCGGGCGCUCAGGCUGGAGGAGGACUUGAGGCAAGCGCAGAGAGAAAGGGCCGAAGCUGAGGCAGAGUCCGGGAAGCAGAGGGAACUGGAGCAACAGCUCAAGUCCGCACAGAGGGUCAAAGAGGGCAGCCAGAGCCGAGUGCGUCAGCUGGAGGAGCUGCUGAGGGAGAAGCAGCUGGAGGUCCGUCAGCUGCAGAAAGACUCGAUUCAGUAUCAGGAGAGGAUCAGCGAGCUGUGUAGAGACGUCAAAACCCUGCAGCUCGGCAAGGAGGAGGUCGUGAAGAAAUUAGAACAAUCCCAAUCUGAGAUGUUGAAAACUGCAGAAGACCUGAGAAGGACUGAAGAAGACUUGGCCGGCUGCAAAUCUGAGCUGGAAGAGGCUCAGAAGAAGGCGAGCCAGGCUUCAGCUGAGAAAGCAGCUCUUGAACAGAGUGUCCAACAGAAAGAGGCCGCGCUGAAAGCCGAGGCAGAGCAAACGCUCGACUCUGUGAGGUUCAGGCUGGGCGCAGAGCUGAAGGAGAUGGAGCUGAGGCUGGAGGAGGCUUAUACGGAAAGAGAGCGGGAAGAAGAAGCCACUCUGGAGGCGAGAGAGAUCGCCGAAGGAGCUGAGAGACGUGCUCAGGAGAUGCAGGCCCGCUUGGACGAGUCUCUUGCAAGGUUAGCCGCCUUUUCACGCUGCAUGUCCUCACUGCAAGAUGACAGGGACCGAGUUUUGGACGAGGCCAAACAGUGGGAGACUCGCUUUAACAGUUCGCUGCAGAGCAAGGAGGCUGAAGUACGGGAGGCUGAAGCACGGGCCAAGGAUCUGGCAGAACAGCUUCAGAAAGAAACGGCCCUCAAAGAGGAGCUUCAGCUCUCCGUGGACAGGUAAAAACACUUCUCUCUGAAUACGCUAUGUGAUUGGGUUUAAUGUUUAAGCCGCAAAACUGACAAUAUUGUCCUUUCAGACUGGAGAAAGCAGACAAAGAGUGGCAGCUGAGACUCCAAACAGAGGAGAAGAAAGUCACAGAGAUCCAAGCUGCCCUCGAGGAGGAGACCAGCAAGCUUCAGAAGACAACAGCAGAGCUGGAGUCGGCACAGAGUGAAGCUCAGGCUCUGAAAAAUGAGCUUCACAGUCUCAAUCAAAGGAGCAGAGCUUUAGAGGAGGCCGUGGGUCAGCUGCAGGGAGAAGUGGAGCAGGCCAGGACUGAGCUGAAGGAGAGGGAGGCGGAAGAGAGGAGACUGUGUCUGAAUGUGGAGCAGCUAGAGACAGACCUGAGAACCUCAAAGGCUUUGACCGAGGAUCUGCAGACUGAGCUGCAUGAGAAGGAGAAGAGAGAAGUGGAAAUGCUGGGGGAGAAGGAGCACGCUGUUACAGAGGUACUCACGUUUUACCUUCUCUGAACAAGGCUAUGUACAAGUUUAAAACGUGAUAUUUUUGAGAAGUUUCCCAUAUUCAUCUACCCUGUUAUUUCCCAGGCUGCAGAGGAGGCGAGAAAGGAAGCCGACAGCAGGGCGAAGGCAGCAGAGGAGGAGCUGGAGCAGAGAAGAGCUGAACUGCGGGACGUGGAAGAAAAGAUGCGCAAAACCGAGGAGGAGAGCAACACGAGAAAAACCAAAUUAGACUCUUUCACGAAGGCCAUGGGCUCCCUGCAGGACGACAGAGACCGAGUCAUGAACACCUACAAACAGCUGGAGGAGAAACACCUGCAGGUGAGGCUCAAUGAAGAGACUGAGUGAAAUAUUAAUAAAGACAAACGUUGAUAGCUUGGAUAUCAUUGACAACCUGUAAUUUACUGACUGUUGAACAAAUCGACCAAAUCAAACUCUGAGAGUGAAAAACUUUGUUUAGUGAAAAAUUUAUGACUCAUUAAAAUCUGAUGCAAACAACAGCUUUCAAAAAAAAAAGCAACAAAAAAAAAAACAAUGACGUAGAUGUAUUAUGCUAGAAUUAAUAAAUUCAGCUUCUUUGCAGCAGGUUAGUAACAUGACUGUGAGUAAAAAAGGGCGAUCAAGAGAGGCUGAGUUUUUUAGAAGGAGAGACACAGAGAAGUUUGCCACCCUGGAAACAAAUAGUUCAAACUUUAUCUUCAGUACAAAAUAUUAUUAAAAGAUUCAGACAAUCUGUAGGAACAAAAGAGACAAGGCAGAGUACCAAUACUGGAUGGGUGUUAUGUAGGCCUUACUGCCUCCAGUAAAAUCAUUCAUGUGAAUGAAAUACGUGUCUCUACAAGUCUAUGCAAAGAUGUGAUUUGAUGCUCCUACGACUCUGGUGGCACGAAAGACACGAAUUGGGCGAAUCUCAACUUCAGCGGAUUUUCGCGAUAACCGAUCAAAACUGUGGUUAUCGCAAAAAAAGUACUGAAAACAGACGGUUGUUCAGUGGUAUCUAAAAGGUAGGACUAACUGAUGGAGUAGGUGUGUGGGUGCCCCCAAUUAUAUGAUACAUUUUCUUUCAAUUUCCGAAACCGGAAUAAAAAGACGUCUAGAUUCACGUGUUAAGUGAGUAGAUGAUUUUACUUGCGCCUGGUGUGAGCAUAAAAUCAGACAUGUCUCUGAAGUGGAAAUCACUGCAUCGCCUCAAAAUCAAUUCCAAAAACUAAAAUUAAAUGCAUCAUAAUUGUCCAUGACUUUUCUGGGAUCAGUUUUUACUGGAAUUGGAGUCAUAAGAAAUCUGGAUUGUGUUGCAGGUCAUGAUGGAGAAGGACAGUCUGAUCCAGGAGGCCGCAGGGGAGAACAACAGUCUGAAGGAGGAGAUGCGCUCUCUGCUGGUUCAGAGAGAUGAUCUGUACGCUGAAAAGGCCCACCUGUCUGCUCAGCUUCACGGCUAUCGGGACGAACUUAACCAAGUCCUGAGCAUGAAGGACUCUCAACAGAAAAAGCUUCUGGGAGCUCAGCGAGAGCGGAUCGCCACCCUGGAGAGAGAGCGCAAAGAGUUAGAAAAUCAGUUACUGAUGUUCAGUAAAGCCAGAGAGACAGAGGUAGAAGCUGUCAAAGUGGAAAGGGAGACCCUCAGCCAGGCUGUUGAAGCUACGACAGCCUCACAGGUCAUUGAUGCUCCUGGUGCUGAGGUGGAGAAGCUGAGGGAGCAGCUGCAAGCAGCGAGGGAACGAGUGGAAACUUUGGAGGAGACAUUACAGAGUGAGAGACAAGAGCAGGAAAGCAAGAGCAAAGAGCUGGCCGAGCUGCGAUGGGAGGGAGGCGUGAUGCGAACAGAGUCGGAGAGCGCACAGGAGAGGGUGGCGGAGCUGGCACGGGACCUGCUGGCUGUGGAGCAGAAGCUUCUAGAGGAGAGAGAGGUGACAGUGCGGCUAAAAGCAGAGAACGAAUCGUUCUCUAAAGCCAUGGCCUCGCUCCAGGACAGCCGGGAUGAAGCCGUGAACAAGGCCCAGGAAAUGAGCCUGAAGCUGGAGGAGAUGAGCAGGGCGGGCGGCCACACAGCACAAAGCAGCUCAGGAGGUUCCACUGGAGAAGUGUGGGGGCUGAAGAACGCACUACAGGCCCUGCAGAACGACCGUGAGAGACUGGUGAGUAACAUCUCUGACUAAAGAUGCCAAAUAUUUUAGUCAGAUUAACAAAUAACAACUCCCCUGGCAAAAAAUGUCAUAAAUAAUAUGAAUAUGAUAUUUUCUGUAUAUAAUGUGUUUCUUUUCCCACUUUUUAAAUGCAGCUGGAGCAGCUUCAAGCACAGACAUCAGAGAUGAAGAAGCAGAAGUCAGAGCUGGCUCGCCUCGGAGCAGGAGAGCUGAUUAAAGUCAGUCAGGAGCUCUUUGAGGAGAAGAAGAAGAACGAAGACAUGCUGAGUGUCUUAAUGCAGCUGGAGAGUGUGGUGGAAAUGGGCAAGCAGGAAAUCGAAACUCUAAGGUGAGGCACAGAGCCGGUGUUGUGCCGUCUAUCAACAUAAAAUAGAGCAUUUUUUCAUGAGUGUCUUCUGUUUUGUGUGUUUUAGACUGGAGCGCAUCGACUGGAUGGCUCAAGCAGAGCAGCUGAAGCAGCAAACCCUCACCACGCUCUCAGAGAGGGACCAACAACUGCGGCAGCUCACCGCCAUGCUGGAAGAGGCCCGUGCACAUAAGCCCAAACUCCAGCAAGAACACUAUCAAAGAGAGGUAAAUGUUUGCUUUGAUUUUUGACCGUACAAGUUCAGACUCAGAAAAUAGAAGCGGUGUUUAGAGCUGUUUGAAGUCAUUGAGGUUUCUGUGCUUCUUUUUUGGUUGUUCUUUUCAGGCCUGCAGAGUUUGCAGCGGUUUCUUCUUCUUCUUUUAUCUCAUUCUUAAGUUGCAGAAGGCUUAAAAAAGAAACUGCAGCGUUAUGAAAUAGGGUAAGGCUUUUAGCUCCUGAUAUUUAUUCUUUGCCAUCUCAUUAUCCUGCAGGGCACAGAGGAGGUGGACAGCGCUCCUGGAGCCCCACAGGAGCGAAACAGCCUGUUAGACGGACAUGCCUACAUAGCUGAAGUCAAAGAGCUUCAAAGAAGGUAAAACAUGAUCAUACCUGAUUGGAAAAUGUUUCUUCAAGUAGUGUGAUAUCAUACAGAUAUGAACUGGUUUCUGGUUUCUUUUCCUUCCGUAGGCUGGAUGAGGAGAUGCAGCAGCGUGUGUCUGCUGAGGAGCAGCUGAUGGCCGUGCAGGAGCGACUCAGACGGUACCAAAUACGAUACGAGUUAAAGAUGAAUCGAUUUGAAGCAGAGGAAAUGAUACUGCUUUUAAGAUAGAUCUGUUAUCCUAAUUUUCACCUUUUGUUGAUUCAAGCCGUGACAUGUCAGUGGUAGCUUUGCAUGAAUUGCAGCUCAGAAAACUCUAUUAUCUAAGUUAUUCUCAUGUUUGUGAAAACCCUCAUUUCAGCACUUUUCAGCCUUAGCCUAAAAUGUUUCUUUGUGACGAAGUGUUUAGGUUGGAGUUUCUUGAAAUUGACUUUAUCACAGGGUAGAGUUAAUCUCAUCGUAUGUUUAAUUUGCAGACUCAAAUUUGUAGUUUCUACUGUCAUCCAGCAGAUGGUGCCAUUUACCUACAUAAGGGCAGAAGAAGACGGUUAACCAAACUUUUGCUGAUAAACAUUAAAAUUUCCUAGAAAAUGUAAAUACAGAUUUUCUGUCUGGCAUCUGACAUACUGGAAAAAUACAAUAUUCGUUGUUUUAUAUGUUUAUCCACAAGAAAACCAGCGACGUUGAUGUAAUCAUAUAAAAGUCCUUAAAAAAUACAUUUACAUAUUUAUUAGCAAACAGGAUUUAAAUUAGAGGAAAAUCAGGAUGACAGUAUUUAUAUCUAAUAAUUCUCUCUCUUUUGUGUGUACUCUGUGUGAUGUUUAUCUGCUUUUAAAUGAUUUAUAUAGUUUUUUUCUAGCAUUAUGAAUUGGCAGAAUCAACAGAAAAUGACAGCUAACAUGUUUUCAUUAUUACCAGCAGCCACAGCGAGGCUCAAUGGCACUCUGCACAAGACGAGGGCCACUCAGAGACCUCUGUUUUCAUCGAGCCGUCAGAAGGAGCCGUCACUCGAGUAAGGCUCCAAUAACAUCCCAUUCGUCAACCUAAUAGCCGUAAUAAUCGAGACGAACGAGCUGAAUGUUCGCUGUAACCUUGUCUCCCUCGUCUCACAGACUCGGAGAGGUGGCCCGGGUUUGACACGGAUGCUGCGGGUGGCCUUCUGUUCCCGUCAGCGCACCCCUCUGCUGCUCAGCCUCUAUCUGCUCACUGUGCACGUCCUGUUGCUGAUGUGUCUGGGCGGAUACCUUUAAAACCAGCUCCCUUUCCCAAACCUGGAAGACAUGAGGGAAAGAAAGAGAGAAAGGGAGGGUUGAUAAGGAAAGGUGGCACAGACCUAACCCAAGCCAUCAUUAGUUUUACGUUGUUAAAGUAUUAAUCAUAGAGGGUUCAAAUGUUGCACUUUACGAGACUUUACCUUUUAGCCAAAGUAUCGACAACUACACAGAAAGAAAGAUGUUCUUGUUUUAUCUGUUUUACUCCUCUUAGACCGUUGAGGGUAUAUUACACAUUUUUUAAAACCCAAAUGAUGGGAUGAUACAAAGGGACAAGGUUUUGAUUUUCUGUUUAAAAAAAAAAAGAAGUACAAGUACAUUCACAGUGGAGUAUGUCAGCAGGUGGUGUUGUUUACGUGCCUUUAGAUUAGGAUAUUAAAGGGUUUAUUUUGGCGAGGAAGAAGUGAGACAUCUCUUGUGGACCAGGGUCGUUUAAAUGAGACUGAAACGAGUGUACAUGAUGGUUUAAUAUGAUUGCAUGGUUAGCAGGCGGUUAGCUUAGCAUUGAGAGGAAACAGGAAAAGGCCUGGCUCAGUCAAGUUGUUACAAAACAUUUUAGAAGUCAAUAAUCAACCAGUUACACGCUUUUGUUUAAGCUACAGAAGCCCUAAGUGGACAAACAUUUGGUCUUUAAUAUUUGAACCUACAAUAAUGAGUUAUAUUUAGAUUUUUUUCUUGAGGUCUUAAUAUGAUUUACUUGGUGUAACAAACCUGGGUUAGAUAUUGUAACAGAUGAAUUUAUCUGAGAGUGGCUGUGUUUGGGUGUUAUGCAGCAUUCUGUGACCAGACUAUUCUGAGUAUUCUGGUUCAGUCGACCUACGAAGGUCCUCUGAAGUUACAUUGUCCUGGCUAAAGGUAGCCCCUAACAAAAUGUAAAAUUUUCAUCUUUAAUUUGAAUGAAAGUAUUAAAAUUAGACAGAUGUUAAAUAGGGAGUUUUAAAGAUACCAACCUCAUACCAGAGCCAGGCUCGUUCACCCGUUUCCCAGUCUUUGUACAGAGCUUAAGCUUAGUCUCUGCAAAGCUAACUAGCUGAGUGCUGUAGCCGUUUAUUCAGCGGACAGAUAAAAAGUGUGAAAGAUCCUCUUAUCCAAAAAGUCUCAAGUUUUUAAAUACUUUAAUCUGAAUGGCUUGAGGUUUAGGGUGUGCUGUUGUAGUCCAGUCUCCACCUCUUCUUACCAUUUAAUGCACAAAACGAGCACAGUGCAAUUUCUGUUUCUACACAUUCCUAUUCUGUUUCCUUUACUUUUCCUUUUUAAUCACUUUUUUUAAAUAAAAAGAAGCAUUAUAUUAGUACAUGUCCAUAUAUUUGAGCUGUACUGUAAUCGUUAGCUGUAGGGUUUCUCUCUCACAUACUCAGUAAGUUUCCCUGUCUUUGCAUCAGUUGCACACUGAGAUUUUACAGUUAAAUCUUGAGGUUUUAUAGCAGGUGAAGUAGCCAUACAGAGAAAUGUAUCGGCACAGUGAUGAUUCAUUUAGGAGGAAAAAAGUCUGCUGUGUUUUCCAAUAAUUCUCCAUCCAUCAUGAACUAUUCUGAUGUAGCAUAAUUUAUUGUCCAACAGUUGUCAACUUUAUACAUAUAUAACCUUUCCGUUUGUGAUUAUCCGGCUGUUGGUGAAAUGAUUCCUCUUUACUCAUCUAUCACGAUCAUGCUCCUCUUAACAUCUUACACACUGAAAUAUGCUUUUACUGUAAAUAACUGUUAAAAGGGCUGUAUAGAAAAAUAAAAUGUAAUAAAAACGGUGGUUUAGAUCAGGGACUUAUUGUCAAAUAUUAAUAUUCAUUAUUUGGUUGUCUGUGGGGAAGAAGACACUAGGGUCUCUCUUAAGGAUUUUCUUUAAACUGGCCCAUCUCCCGUUUUAUUUGUUCUUUUAUUAAUGCACUAAGUAGUAAAAUCCGUUUUUUCUCCUUAUCAGCUUUGUGUUCACCUGUCAAUAUAUUUGGAAGUAUCUUUUUCUUCAUAUUUCAUCUGAAGGUUGAAACUUCUGUGUUGACUUAUUGGGACAUUUUUUCAAAACACUGUGGUCUUUCUCUUUAGGACAAAAAUUGAUUUACAGACUAAUUUUUUUCUGACACACUUGGUCUCACUAUCACCAUUUCCAGCUUCAAAUAAAAGGACUUUGUAUUCAUUUUGACUUGAAGUCUUCAUAUUGAAGUACUCACAAAGUGGCUUAUAGGUCUACAACAACAAAGAGGUAAAAAGUUACAGAUAUAUGCCGUGGCGGCGAACCCCCACUGCUGCAAAUAAAAAAAGGAAGUCACAACGGAAGUCACUGAUGCAAAAAAAGAAACCGAAGCCUGCGGCAAAUAAAAAAAGAAACGGUGCAGAUAAAAAAGCCACAACGGAAGUUAACGACAGAAAAAAAGUGGUGAUAGGGAAAAAAAAGUUACUUACUGCGAAAAUAAAAUGAUGCAAAUUAAAAAAAAGCCACAACGGAAGUGAGCUGCUGGGGACCAAUAAUGAUGAUGCACCGGUGUUUCACGAUCAAGGCAUAGAAGAUGACGCCGAGAAGAUGAGCAAAGAAGUGAGUGGAAAGGUUAUUGAUUAAUUUCGCUUCGUAAACUUUCUAUGUGUCAUUUGGUUAGGCCAUGUAAUGCUUGAGUCGAUUUGAAGUUGAACUGAAGCUAAUAUAACACCGACAUCCUCCAGAUCAACUUCAUAUCGACUCAGGCGCUACAUAGCCUAACCAAAUGACACAUAGAAAGUUUACGAAGCGAAAUUAAUCAAUAACCUUUCAACGAACUUCUUUGCCCGUCUUUUCCCUGUCAUCUUAGUGCCUAGAUUGUAAAACACUGGUGCAGUAACUUUUUUUGUUUUUUGCAUCACCACUUUUUUUUGCAUCAUUAACUUCCGUUGUGGGUUUUUUCCCCCCUUUUUUAUCUGCACUGUUUCUUUUUUUUUUUAUUUGCAGCAGGGUUUGGUUCUUUUUUUUUGCAUCAGUAACUUCCGUUGUGGUUUCUUUUUAUUUAUUUAUUUUCUGCACCGUUUCUUUUUUUAUUUGCAGUGGGGUUUGGUUCCUUUUAAUGCAUCAGUAACUUCUGCUGUGGUUUUUUUUUUUUCUUUUUUCUUUUUUUUUCUUUGCAGCAGUGACAUUUUUUUUUUUUGCAUUCUUUUUUAUUUGCAGCAGUGGCAGUUCUCGGCCACCGUACAUACAGCUUACAAAACUUCAAAAAACAAUGAUACAUCUUAUUAUACUUGUUUUUGUCCCAUAGCUGUUGUCCAUGAAAGGAAGCCAAAUCAAUUAUAAUUUUACAUUUUAACACUGUGGCUGCAUUAAAGUGCCAAAUCUCUCCCAGGGUUUUCUAUUGUUGAAUCUGUGUUAUUCUGCCCUCAAGUGUUUUAAAACAAGAAUUACAAGCGAAGUUUCGUCUGUACACCAUGCUCGUAAAAAUAAUAAGGCAAUUAUAAAAGACUGUUCGCCUCUGUGUUGGGGCCUAAUUGACAGUUUAAUGAAAAAUCAAGUUGGUUGUAUCAUCUCUCUCAAACUCUCCGCUUACUAUUCAACACCACAGCCUGGUUGUUUUGUCACAUUUCACACUUUGAUGUAAUGUUUCUUUCAUUACAAGUAAAAAAGAACUCUACUAAAUUAGAAGUACACCUAAAAAUCUGAUGCGUGUGAAUAUAUUUUAGUCAUGCUAUCAUUCGAACACACUGACUCCGUUUCUGUCCAUUAGUUGAAGCGAAACGCGCGUUCACGUGU